AACUGAAUAACGCGAUACGGAAACUGAAAAUAGGGGCGGCGCUGCCGUCAGCAGCAGUGUUGGCGCGUGUCUAUGAGGUGAUUCAUGACGCGAGACUCGCGGGCGCUUUCGUUGUCUUCGUGUCCAGCUAAAGUUUUGAGGAGACCUCAAACACCGAUAAAGUUUGCGUGACAGGCUGUUUUAGCCUACGCAAAGGCCAACAUGAGUGGGGACAACUUGAAAGCGUGUGACGGAAAAGCCGGCUCCAACAGCGAGCUUGAUGCUAGGAGCAUUUUUGGGGGAAUGUUUGGCAAGCAGUCGGCUUCCCCGUAUCCUGUGCUACCCACAUCGCUUGAGGCGGAAGAGUACAAGAUGUCGCACCGAAGACGUGGCAAGUGCGUCAUCUUCAAUAACAGGACUUUUGAAAGCCACACAAAGCUUAGUGAGCGAAGAGGCACGGAUUUGGAUGCAGACAACCUUCGGAGCUGCUUCCGUGAUUUGGGCUUUGAAACAGUCAUGUACACUGAUCUGUCAUGCAACAAAACACGGGACAUCCUGGAGACACUUGGAAGGCAAGACUACGCGGACGAUGACUGCUUUGUCUGCUGCUUCUUGACACAUGGCGAAUGUGAUGUUCUGUAUGGAACGGAUGGCAAGUUUCCGGUUGACACCGUUAUUGAGCCAUUUCGUGGAGAUGCCUGUCCCAGCCUUCUUGGGAAGCCCAAGCUGUUCUUCAUUCAGGCCUGUCGUGGAGAUCGACUUGAUGCUGGUGCCCAGGCAGUUCUGGACACCUCAGACUCGCCUACCCGGAUAUACCGCAUUCCCACUCAUGCUGACAUCUUGGCCGCUUACUCCACUGUGCCAGGUUUCUACUCGUGGCGUAGCACGAUGCAAGGCACCUGGUUCAUCCAGGCCCUCUGCUCUGUGCUUCGACAACGGGCACAAUACGCAGACUUGCUCUCGAUGCUGACGGUGGUUUGCCGCCAGGUCGCCAUCCACUGCGAGUCCUACACUCCAAAUGACCUCCACAUGCACCGCAAGAAGCAGGUUCCUUUCAUCACCUCCACUUUGACCCGGCUGGUGCACCUCAAGCGGCAAAGCUGAAAGCGGCCUCCUCUUAGCCGCACUUGAUCGACCAAGUCGAGCAGGGCCGCCUUACGUAAAUCACCGUAUUCACAAACACGCCUCUGCUCAAAGCUCUUGCUGAAAGAGGUCCUGAAAUAGCUUUUAUUGAAACCUGAGCAACGCGCUAAAAGUUGUGCGAUACCUUUCAAGGAGUAUAUCCCAAAGAAAUAUUUAAGAGGAGCGAACGUGAACCCAGUUACACCGGCUGUUUUGCAAGCUUUAACAAAGCUAAAAAAAGAGAGAGAAGUCGCACAUUAUGCGAGUGGGACCAAUGACAUAUUGUUCUUAGUUGUCUAGACUUACUCAUAAUUUAUGAAGUGCAAUUGACUAAUCAGUUGAACAGGGUCUAAAGAGAAAUGCAAGUUGAGCCCUGUCUUUGUAAGUUGCUCUUCUACAGUCAGUGCCAGAAAAGGCACUCUUACAUGAGAGGAGACCUGACAAGCGAGUAAGUGUGCAAAAAUGAAAGAUCGGUGGUGACAUUGCUUUCAAGUUCUUGCAUUAGCUUGCCAUCAUUUCACGGCUUUUGACACUGUCUGCAGAGGUGUACUUAAUCUUUUAUCGAUAAAGAUUGACUAGCAAGUUUUCAGAGCUUUUAUUGCACUGUAACUGCAGAAAUGUAAAAUACUACUCUCAAAAAGUCUGGGACGUAACACUGACACACAGGCACCACAAUUUCAACUUGUAAUCUAAAAAUGAAAUUUUGGCCUUUACUUUCUCUUCAGAUAAUCGACGGUUACUGCAAUAUCAAUAGGAACAAAGUUUUGAACAAUUGUAUCAUCAGUCUAAACUGCCUUUGUGCUUAAUUAUGCAAUGUUUGAAGCAGCCAUUACAGCUGUUUGAAAUAAGAAAGGCCACUUACCACCAACACAACAAGACAGGGUUUCGCAAUCUGUGCAGUGUGGAACCCAAAACGUCACUUCAUUUUGGAGUGUGAGCAAUGGAUGAAUAUGGGCCCUGAACUGUCUUUCUCUUUUAGACUGCCUACAAGGUAGGUAGGGGUUGAUCGGUGUCUAGGUGAAUGUUGGAGGCAGCAUGCUUCCAUCUACUCCACUUCACUUGUCAACAUGAGGGAUCUGUAGAAAUCCUGAAAAAUGCCACUUUGUUUUGACAUUAUAGUGCAGCCUCCUGUUUGAAUAUCUAACAAUGCUUCAACUUUAUACCACACUGCAUUAUCAUGUUGCCAUGAUGGUGAAGAAUAGAACUGCUACAGCAUUAGUUAAAGAUUGAACUCUUUAUUGGGUGUACUUGUGCCCAGACAAACAAGCAACACUCACAGCACAACGAUAGCAGUGAGCAUAGUCGUCGAGAAUCCAAUUUAUGGGUCAACCGUGUUGCUCUGCUAAACCCGAAGAGGUGGGAUCAAAUCCCAGCCACGGCGGCAACACUUCGAUGGGGGCAAAAUGCAAUAACGCCUGUGCAUCGCGCUUAGUUUGGGUGCACGUUAAAGAACCCCAAGUGGUCAAAAUUAAUCCGGUAUCCGCUACUAUGGCGUGCCUCAUAAUCAUAUUGUGGUUUUGGCAUGUAAAACGCCAGAAUGAAAUUUAAAAUUUUUGGGUCAUGCAUGUCGGCUACUUAUGCAUGACUAAUCAUGCGUACCCACGUAAUCACUGGUGUUUGCGUACCACUACUUGCAUUGCACAUGUAAUCUGGUUGUACAGGGUUCUCUCGCAAUGGAAUUCAUGACUGACAGCGCUCGACAAAGUUCUGAUACGUGCAGGGUUGUCUUGCACUUUGUGAUAACUUUUAACAGUUGUUAGCUGUUGAACAAGUGUCCCUGGAAAAAAGGGUAAACAAAGUAUGUGUGUCAGUAUUUGUCAGUAUUCCGUUUUCCUAUUAAGAGGAGCACCAACACUCAGUUUCAGAGUUCUGGUAGCUCUACCGCACAUUUCUCUCUCGUAAAAGGAUGACGUUUGUCAAGCAUAAAGGUUAUGUUAGGCCUAAUUACAUCGGCCAAAUUCAGACAGCUGUCAUCCUCUCCCUCAUGGCACUGGUUUCUGUUUUUGAGUAUUUUCUUGAGAGUUUUUAUUGAGAAUGCGAUGGCAGUGACAUUGGCCAAUACUCCCAGCAGUGCUGGCAUCCUGUUAGUAGGCCAAGAAACGCUCCAUCCGGAUAGAAACUGGUCCCGUGUUAGGGACACGAUGGCCAGAAACGCCAGACCUGACAUCAUCGUCGUGACAUAGCUGAAUUUCAGGACAUUGUGCAGCAAUAAAUAUAUAGUUAUGAUGACGUUGCUCUUAAAAAAAGCAAACAAGAGAACUGCGCUUGUUGUGAGUGUGCUUGUGCUUCGCAGCUGCAGCAAUCGCAGGACCAAAGUGAGCCAGCCUGUCGUGACAUCAUGAUGUAUCCGUUGCGUGAUUAUAGAAACUGAGACUGGUUCGUAGAAGGAAAUAAUACCAUGAAUUAGGGUCAAAAAUGUUGUGUCACUAUAACUACGGGAGCCAACACCCUGAGCUUGUCUAGACAAGAGCAUUGCUAACACUCUGUGAUUGUUCAAUUUUGUGUAUCGUGCAGUAUUGACAUGAAUAAGUGUUUCUUUUUCUGUUUCCUUGAAUUGUGCAAGUAUUCAAGCAAGUAUCCUUUUACUGCCUUAUACAAUUGUAGCCAUGUCACAUAUGAUUUUUCUUAUUAUUAUUUUCAGGUUUAUGAAACGUAUGUUAUUUUUUCACUGGAUCAUUAUCACCUGUGCCCUUCAAUGUCUCUUUCUUUGCAGUUACAACAGACCCAACAGUAUACUCGCAAAAGAACAUGCGAACAGGGGGAGAGCACAUUCUUGUCUAUGUCUUCCCCCGCUAGAAAAAUUAUUAGUAUCAACAAGGAAUUAACUAGCCCGGCUUUUUGAUCGUCAGAACAGUGUGAUAUUCACUUUACUGCAGUAGCUAUAAUGGUCUCUCUUCUAAGUAGAGUGCUUCAGGUUGCAAGGUCAACACUGGCCGUGGUAGCCACAUUUCAAUGGGAGCCAAAUACAAAAACGCCCAUGUAAAAUCCCAGAUGGUGUGAAAUGUAAUCCAGAGUUUUCCACUCGUUAUUAGGUCGUUGAUUUCGCACUUAAUAUCCAAGAAUUUAAUUUAAAAAUUUUUAUCCCAGACAAAGUGCAAUUUACAAAUAAAUUUGAUCUCUCUUCUCUCCCCCUUUUUUUGCUCAACAUGAUUAUGUUUUUAGUGAUUGUCAUCGACAUCAUUGAAUGCAACUGUAAAAAAAAUUCCUGGAAAUUGAUGCUAAUUGGUGCGCAGAUGCACUGACUUGAGUAAGCUGGUCAUCACGGGGCCACCAUUAGGCCAACACAGGUUUAUUCACGAGUCUCAUAACGUGGAAGGUUCCCGCAUUGCCCCUACUAUCACUGUGACCAUUCUCUUGACGGGGCCCUGCCAAUGUGGCCCUGCUGGAGCUAUGAUGUCUGUCCUGCACUCCUCAGUCUUCGAAUAUGCAACACACUCAAUGUGCUCCAGCAUCAUUUGUGCCAUCCAGUACUUCAGCCCCAGGUACUCAAAAGACGGCACCUUUUUUGUGCCUUUGUGAAACUUCAAUAUUUUUUUUACUGUGCUGUUUGUUUAUGCAACCGGUGUAUGCUCUUUUUAUAUAUACGAUACCCACACAUCUUCGUUAUGCAGGCCAUUCACAAGUGAUCAAUUCUGAAUGUUCUCCUUUUUAUAAAACUGUUGUCUGCAGAUGAUUCACUGUCAACUGGUGUAUAAAUAAAUAAAUAAAUAUAUAUACUGUA
Dermacentor andersoni is the source of this 4822-nucleotide messenger RNA. Its product is annotated as caspase-1-like. Gene Ontology annotation, molecular function: cysteine-type endopeptidase activity. Lineage: Eukaryota; Metazoa; Arthropoda; Arachnida; Ixodida; Ixodidae. The record is from RefSeq and is a predicted model, not a curated record. Gene Ontology annotation, cellular component: cytoplasm. Gene Ontology annotation, biological process: apoptotic process; positive regulation of neuron apoptotic process; proteolysis.